UGCUGUUACUUUGUAUCCAGCCUGAUACAGCAGCUGAUACAUUGUAUCUCAGCAUCUGCCCUUUUCCACACUUCCUCCUACCUUCCUUCUAUUAACUCUUCUUCUUCUUCUUGUGACCUUUUUACCUCUGACAUUUUCUUGCUUGGUGUGGUAAGCAAUCUGCCGUGUCCCCAGACCAAACAUCUCCCGGCGUUUGUCAGCAGACCGUCCACACCAGUCUCCGGGGAGAAAAUGUCCCUGAAAGCUGCUACGAGCAACAUCACCAACAAGAAUGACCCCAAGUCCCUGAAUUCAAGAGUCUUCAUUGGUAACCUGAACACAGCCGUGGUGAAGAAGAGCGAUGUAGAGUCCAUCUUCUCCAAAUACGGGCGGGUUGUCGGCUGCUCGGUGCACAAAGGAUACGCUUUUGUACAGUACUUGAAUGAGCGGCACGCACGGGGCGCCGUCCUGGGGGAGAACGGACGGGUACUGGCUGGACAAACACUAGAUAUCAACAUGGCGGGAGAGCCCAAGCCCCAUAGGCCCAAAGGGCUGAAGCGGGCGGCGGCUGCACUGUACAGCGGCUACGAAUUUGACUUUGAUUACUACAGAGAAGACUUCUAUGAGAGGUUGUUUGAGUAUCGAGGCAGAGUGUCGCCUGCGCCCCGGGCGGUGCCAGUGAAGCGGCCACGUGUCAGCGUGCCUCUCGUACGAAGGGUAAAGUCAGCACUACCGGUCAAACUGUUAGCAAGAUCAGCAGCCAUUACAGGCAACGCAGCUAAGCUGAGAUUAAGACGCAAUGAGAUUCAGACCAUCAAGUCCGAACUCACACAGAUCAAGACCAACAUCGACGCUCUACUGGGGAGACUGGAGCAGAUCACAGAUGAACAGAAGCCAUGUGCAGCCAUCGCGUCAAGGAAGAAAUCCGACUGCAGCCGGAGUGAAUUCUCCCAGGAGGACAGCACAUCGGAGGCGGGCGACACUGUCACGGAGGAGCCUCUUAAUGGAGAUGAAGGAGAGGAGCUCGUACACGACGACUGCACAGACGACCUGGAGAACAGCCACUACACAAACUCAUCUCUGCACUAACAAGCUGCACGUGGCGGCUUGUGACUUGUGAGGAGGAACGGCGACGGUUCUGCGUAUGGACUCCUAUAUUCUGCCUCCCUGACUGGAGUGUCGGAUGGAUUCUCAGAAGACAUAAAAAAAAAAAAAAAAACCCUGAAGUAUUAUUUAUCAUUUUAUAACGUGAAACAGCGGUGACUGGUCUGGAGGAGGAAGCGCACGCCUAAUCUGCACCGAGGGAGAGCGGAAGCCGAACCUUUAGUCAUAUGCUGUAAUAAUAUUCCAUGGUGACCUAUGAACAGACUGCUAGUGCUCCGGACAUCAGGGACGUAUGUGAUGGGGGGGUAUGUGCGCCAG
Hyla sarda is the source of this 1401-nucleotide messenger RNA. RefSeq names its product RALY heterogeneous nuclear ribonucleoprotein (gene RALY). Lineage: Eukaryota; Metazoa; Chordata; Amphibia; Anura; Hylidae. The record is from RefSeq and is a predicted model, not a curated record. Gene Ontology annotation, molecular function: RNA binding. The transcript is spliced from 10 exons. Gene Ontology annotation, cellular component: nucleus. Bases 232 to 1068 code for a protein of 278 amino acids.